AUGGUCCCCGCGCACUCAGCCAGCGGCCUCUGCUGUGUCUGCUGCUCCUGCUGGGUCUGCUGCUGCGUCCGGUUACCCGUGAAGACCACGCCGGGCACCUCCAGCACCCCAAGUCCGCGGGAGCGCACGCGGGCCCUGAUGCGGGACUUCCUGCUUGUGGACGGCCACAACGACAUGCCCCUGGUCCUGAGGCAGUUUUACCACCACGGGAUACAGGAUGUUAAUCUGCGCAAUUUCUGCCAUGGCCAGACCAGCGUGGACAGGCUGAAAAAUGAUCUCGUGGGUGCCCAGUUCUGGUGAGCCUACAUCCCAUGCCGGACCCACGAACGCGAUGCUGUGCGCCUCACCCUGGAGCAACUUCACCUCAUCUGCCUCACAUGUGCCUCCUAUUCUGAGCUGGAGCUUGUGACCUCAGUUAAAGCUCUCAACAAUACCUGGAAGUUGGCUAGCCUCAUUGGUGUGGAGGGCGGCCACUCACUGGACAGGGGCCUCUCCAUCUUGCGUACCUUCUAUGCGCUGGGUGUGCGCUACGUGACACUCACCCACACCUGCAACACGCCCUGGGCACAGAGCUCAGCAAAGGGUAUCCACCCCUUCUACAGCAAUGUCAGUCGGCUCACCGGCUUUGGCGAGAAGGUGGUGGCAGAAAUGAACCGCCUGGGCACGAUGGUGGACUUGGCCCAUGUCUCGGAUGCUGUGGCACGGCGAGCCCUACAAGUGUCACAGGCACCUGUCAUCUUCUCCCACUCAGCUGCCCGGGGUAUGUGCAAGAACACUCGCAAUGUUCCUGAUGAUAUCCUGCAGCUUCUGAAGAAGAACGGUGGCAUCCUGAUGGUGCCCUUGUCCGAGUGGGUGCUGCAGUGCAACCCGUUAGCCAACGUGUCUACUGUGGCAGGUGAGCCUCACCCUGGGCUCUCUGAAAACUCGGAUUUGGAGCUGAAGCUGGGUCCAAAUUUAGGGAGGAUUUCAGAAGAGCCCCAGUGGUUUGACCCACCUACUGGCAAUAGGUACAGCACCCAAAAACCCAAGAAUGGACAGUACACAGCACCUUGGUGCCACGUGGAACUGGAGCCACAGAAUCAAAACUGCGAUACGGAUGGGUAUCAGGGAGGCUGUCAGACACUGCUUUAUGUCAAACACAUAAAGAAGCAGCUUUGUUUACCAUUUAAUAUAUUAUCUGCCAGGCGCCUUCCAUCUGUUACCAACAUCUCUCCCUCUGUCUUUGUCAUUUCCGCCUUCGCUAUGCUCUCUCAGCUCUCGCAGGCAGAUCUAUUGAACACAGGAAUCUCAGUGGAAAAUACGAGGUCGGCCAACGGGGAGUCCCCUCCUCAAGAAGGUUCUCUCUCAUUGCCACACUAUCAGAGGCUGCCCCGAAUGUGCUUGCUUCCUGUGGGCCUGAUCAGGCUAAGGGCAGAGUUGUCUCUUUCCUGCUCUGAGGCGGACCGAAUCGCCUUAUAUCACUUGGAAAUGUUUGAAAUGGCAGGAGCUUGUCCUCACAUUCCUAUCAGCUCAGCAGUGGCUCCCGUUUGUCCUCCCACACCCGGGCACUACCAUGUCCUCUACCGAGGGUGUGGAGAAACGCAGUUGGGCUGGCAUGGGGAGACAUACUGCCUGGUUGGUGGCUACCGGGCCUACGGGGAUGUUCCUUUGGCCCCACCAGCAAAGGUGGAAGCAGUGAAGCCAGUCCCCAGACGUGCUCCCAAACGAAAGCACUCUUCAGAAAGUUCGGACGAAGAGCUGGGCUGCUCCAGACCCAAAAACCGGCGACUGGAGCAUGGUGGACCUGCUCCCUGA
Mesoplodon densirostris (Blainville's beaked whale) is the source of this 1794-nucleotide messenger RNA. RefSeq lists its product as uncharacterized. Lineage: Eukaryota; Metazoa; Chordata; Mammalia; Artiodactyla; Ziphiidae. The transcript is spliced from 11 exons. Gene Ontology annotation, molecular function: metallodipeptidase activity. Gene Ontology annotation, biological process: proteolysis. The record is from RefSeq and is a predicted model, not a curated record.